Talaromyces marneffei is the source of this 555-nucleotide messenger RNA. RefSeq lists its product as uncharacterized. NCBI's taxonomy places the organism in Eukaryota, Fungi, Ascomycota, Eurotiomycetes, Eurotiales, Trichocomaceae. The transcript has 2 exons. Bases 1 to 555 code for a protein of 184 amino acids. The record is from RefSeq and is a predicted model, not a curated record.
AUGCAUUCAUCAAUCACCCUCCUGGCUCCAUCAGCCCUCACCCUCCUUACCCUCUCCCUCUCAACACUCAUCUCAGCAUCCUGCUCAAUCCAACGCGAUGUCACAACAACCUUCUACGGCUACCCCGACAACUCCCCUCCCGGAGCAGAUAUCGCAUACACCCAAUGCGGCCGCUCCGCCGCCGGCGGAACAGGCACCUACGACGACCCCGUAACAUUCGCCUCUGCAGAAGGCGAAUUCCAAAUCUGCGACAUCAUCUAUGCCCCAUACCUUAAGAAAUAUCUCCGGUUUGAGGAUGAAUGCGAUCAGUGUACUUCCGACUGGGACAAUGAUGGGACAUGGCAUAUCGAUGUGUGGACGGGCAGUAGUUCACGGAAUGGAGGGCAGAAUCAGAUUGAUUGUGAGGAUAAUUUGACGCCGGAUUCGCAGAGUAUUAUUUUGAAUCCGGACAGUGGGUUGGAGGUUGACACUACAGUUCUUUAUGAUCCAAGUAGCCAGACUUGCAACACGGGGCAUACUUUUACUGGGUAUGAUGCUUCGGAGUACUGCUCUUGA